AUGAGAAUCAGCAGCUUGAUCAUGGCCGCCAGCGCUGCUGGUCUUGUCAGCGCCCUGCCCGUACGCGAGAUGACCAAAAAACGCUCUUCUGGAUUUACCUGGGUCGGUAUCAACGAAUCUGGUGCGGAAUUUGGUAGCAACAUCCCCGGAAAGCUGGGUACCGACUACACAUGGCCCGAUACCUCCAAGAUUCAGACUCUGCGGGAUGCGGGUAUGAACAUCUUCCGGGUCCCAUUCUUGAUGGAGCGUCUGGUGCCCAGCUCCAUUACCGGUAAUCUGGAUGCCACUUACCUAAGUGACCUGAAGAAGACCGUCGAGUUCAUUACCGGCAGUGGUGCUUAUGCCGUUCUUGAUCCUCAUAACUAUGGAAGAUACUCUGGAAGUAUCAUCUCCUCUACUUCUGAUUUCCAGGAAUUCUGGAAGACCGUCGCUAGCGAAUUUGCCUCCAAUGACAAGGUCAUCUUCGAUACCAACAAUGAAUACCACGAUAUGGACCAGACUCUGGUGCUCAAUUUGAACCAGGCCGCCAUCAAUGGUAUCCGUGCUGCCGGUGCCACGACGCAAUACAUCUUUGUUGAGGGUAACCACUACAGUGGUGCCUGGACCUGGGCUGACAACAAUGACAACCUUAAGGGUCUGAAGGAUCCUGAGGACAAGAUCGUCUUUGAGAUGCACCAGUACCUUGAUUCGGACGGUUCUGGUACCUCGGAGUCCUGUGUCAGCUCCACUAUUGGCCAGGAGCGUGUGGAGUCUGCCACUCAGUGGCUGAAGGACAACAGCCUCAAAGGAUUCCUCGGAGAGUUCGCCGGCGGUGUCAACUCCCAGUGCGAGACGGCCGUUGAGGGUCUUCUCUCUUACAUGUCCGAGAACAGCGACGUCUGGCUUGGUGCCGAGUGGUGGUCUGCUGGUCCCAUGUGGGGAAAUUAUAUGUAUAGUCUGGAGCCUAGUACUGGCCCUGCCUACUCAAGCUACCUUCCCAUUCUGAAGAAUUACUUUGUCAGCGGCACCUCCUCUUCGUCCUCGUCGUCUUCCUCCAUCACCAGCUCUACUACUUCUGUGAACAACCCCACCACUUCUGCCACUACUCAGGCUCAGGUUGUCAACACUUCUUCCUCUUCCCCUACUCCUUCUCCAACCUCUGUGCCUGCAGCCGAGGCUCCCGCUCCCACGCCUACUGAGGCUGCUAAGACUUCCAGUGCUGCUUCGACCACCCCGACGACCGCCGCUGCUUCGACUACAGCUUCUGCUUGCCGUGCCCCCGAGCCUGCAGACGAAACCACUCUGCCCAGUGCUACUCCAACUACUUCUGCGUCUGCCUCUGGCAUCGCCAAGCACUGGUACCAGUGUGGUGGAAUCAACUGGACCGGCCCCACAACCUGCGAGAGCGGCUACACCUGUGUUGAGCAGAACCCUUACUACCACCAGUGUGUUUAA
Aspergillus fumigatus Af293 is the source of this 1434-nucleotide messenger RNA. RefSeq names its product putative extracellular endoglucanase/cellulase (gene egl3). Gene Ontology annotation, molecular function: cellulose binding; hydrolase activity, hydrolyzing O-glycosyl compounds. Lineage: Eukaryota; Fungi; Ascomycota; Eurotiomycetes; Eurotiales; Aspergillaceae. The record is from RefSeq and is a predicted model, not a curated record. Gene Ontology annotation, biological process: glucan catabolic process. Gene Ontology annotation, cellular component: extracellular region.